AUGGAUGGCUACCCUUUGGGAAGCCUCGAUCAUAAUGUGCCGCUGAUUGUGGUGUCGGGGUUGACUUCGGAUUCGCCAGACCAGCCUCCCAAGGCCAACCAGGGCGUCCUUCUUCGGUCUGAUCUGCCGCCUCUCGAGGGAAAAGAAGCGGAUUUCUUGGAAUCGUACUUUGAAGAGGUGGACGAGCGCGGGAAAUCAUGGACUGUGGUCACGAGGGAAGAGCACUACAGGCUUCGUGUCAAGACCGUCGGCAGGUCCUUUGCCCUUCCAUCUCGACGAGCGACGCUGCCUGAGACCAUCGAGCCGUUGACAACCACCCCGAUUCUACACUCGCCCUUCUCGCCGCUCAGCCCGUCGUCGGGUCUGUACCCUGAUGGACUGAUGAAUGCGCGGUGGAUCGGGAAGCACCAGGAAGAAAUACCCAGCAUAUUCGUUUGCUUCCAUACCUUGACUAGCGAUUCAAAGAUUGCCGUGCAGCAAGACAAUCGGUUAAAGUCUGCUCUUAACGGUAUGAGAGCGACUUUGGUGGAAUCGGGAUACAAGACACGCCUGGUUGUUAUCAUUCUCGGCGAUGCGGAGGCUAAGGCUAAACUGACUGCCGAAAUCAUACAAGAUCGACUGGAGGGUGUUCGAAGGGGAACUGGUUUAGACCCUAAAUCCAUUUUCUAUAUUCCUCCGCAGGAAUCGCCGUCGGAAUUGAGGAGGGUGAUGGAUAGUAUUUUCUCUCUGCUAUAUAACACGGCCAUCGAGUAUUAUCGAGAUCUCGGGAGACACGCUAGGAAGAAGAGAUCCCGAGGAAUCGUUCCUCAGCCGACGUUGCCACCUACUUCUGGAACAUCACAAACACUGUCGUUGCCGGAUUGGAACUUCCGCUAUGAUUUCAAGUCUGCCAUUUUCGCCGAGUUUCGCCAAGAAAUUGACGCAGCGAUUCGAUCUUUUGAGCAGGCGUACGAGAUUUUGCUUGGUCAAGACGUGCUCGAUAUCAUCCCCAGCUGGAGCCCUCGCUGGAACGAGGCACGGCUUCUGGCGGAUAUUAUAUCGAUUCGCUGUUUACGGCUGCAUUUGUGGAUGGGGCAAACGAGCCUGGCAGUUAGGAGAUGGCAGUCUCACCGUGACCGCAUCAGCGACUUUGUUGACCGCCGAGGAAGAGGCACCAACACUUACGGCUGGCAAGCUUGGGAAUCUCGGUGGGCAAUGGUGAUGGCAAACAUGAUUGAGAUGGUCGAAGUUCCGGGCUUAGGGCCCUCAACCAUGAGGAUUUUCCUUCAGCCAGAGAAGGCUCUCUUUGGAGAGCGAUUGCAGCCCUGGGAACUAUUGCAUCAUACGGGCUAUUGGUACCGGAUAGCUGCGCGCCACCUUGGAGCUCGCAGAAAAUUAGCCCAUAGGAUACCUGACGAUGAUAGGGGAGCGCCAGACGCUUCGCCCGCGUCGAGGGUGGCGAGCAAGGCCAUCCGCUAUGAUACAUACAUGUGUCCUCCGCCUCACGAGGAAUAUCCGUUGAACGGAAACGGAAUCAACCAUGCACAGAUGAUGAUAGACUGUCUUCUCAACGCCAGGGGACAGUUUCAAGCGCGGAAGCAGCACCGAAUCGCGGCAGAGAUAUCUCUAGAGUGCGCGAGGGAAAUGGCGACAUUGGGCAGCUGGAAUGAAGUGUUGGCCAUGCUUAGGCCGUUGUGGGAAGAUAAAUCCUUCCGCUCCGAAUGGUGGUUAGACAUCUCUGAAGAGAUCCUAUGGGUAAUGAGGCGGGCGGCGGCAGAAACUGGGCGGGCGGACAUUGUGGUCGCAAUUGACUGGGAACUAAUGAAUGAGCGGUUUACUCGAAGAAAGAACUGGCAUUAUGAUCUUGCCAAGUCAUUAGAUGGGGUAGCAUCGACAUCUAGGCCAUUCAUUACCAUUUCGGAUGAUGUAGCCUCGUCUUUUAUAUCAACAUCCUUUGCUUUUCGCUCUAAAGAGGGCAGGGCUGGUGAGACAUGCUUGGCUCAGCUGUCGCUAAAGUCUGAGGCGCUUCAGGCAGCUGCGCCAGUUACUUUGUCUUCAAUCCGGAUCGAAUUCGAGGGACAUCUUAAACCGAUCACGCUUAUACACGAUUCUGACUUGCCGACGAAUUCUUCCGAAACUCCUGUCUCCGUAACCCUCGUAGCUUUGACGGAGCAACUUGCAGGAGAUGCCAAGGAAAAUGAUGGAAGCGAAAAGGAGGACAAACACGAUGGAGACGGGGACCAAGACAAGGCAAAGGACGAAGGCAAAGUCGAAGACAAGGACGACGAAAAGGAGGGUCAACUGACUGGCAAAUGCGAUCUUACGCUUAGACCCGGCCGCCGACAGGUUUUUGAGAUGAACAUACCCUUGCGAGAAGCAGGGCAGGCGUCGGCGUCUCGCGUGGUUUUGACUUACAAAGCCGAUACCUUUGAGCUGGAUUACACGCUGUCAUUGUCAGAGUUGGGCAACAUCACAGGAUGGUUCGUUCAAGGCGCGACAAAACCACGGCUGUCGAGACCCGACGGGCACAUUUUACAUAUACAACCAAGGCCUCCCAAGAUGAAACUGAGGCUGGUAGAGCCCCUCAGCCAGUUCUAUGCUAAUGAGCCGAUUCCCCUGCGGAUCGGCUUAUACAAUGAAGAGGACGACUCUGCUAAUGUGAAGUUGGACAUUCGCAUUGUUGGAAAGGUUAUUCCUCGGUUCCGAGUGGACGCUGGCGAACACAAACGAGAGGCAGACACUGCUGAAGAAGAGUCGCAAGUGACGGGGCUCGCUCUCGGUCACAUAGGCAGCUCUUCGUCGCUGGAGUUGUCGAUUCAUCUCGACCCAGCGCCAGCGCCUACAGUGUAUGAAGUACAGAUUCGGGCAGAUUACCACUUGGAAUCAGAUGCCGCAACGCCGAUUGUCCAAGUGCUGCCGAUUCACCUCAAUAUCGUGAACGCGUUUGAAGCAAAUUACGAUUUAAUGCCGCGGCUUCAUCCCGAUCCCUGGCCAAGCCUGUUCGACUAUGAAGACCUGCAAGAUGUGUCUGAUGGCGAUGUUAUUCAGGCCAGGGGCCUUGCGCAGCAAUGGUGUCUAGUCUGUCACUAUGCGUCGUUCGCCACAGAGGAUCUGGACGUAGUUGGUCUGGAUCUGGCAGUUACGGCUGUGACGCCUGGUGGACGGUGCCAGGUUGUGAACCAGCCCGAGUUCUCAGCUGAUGGCAUGAUUGUGGCUCCCAAGACGAUGUAUGAAGCUCGAUUUGGCCUGGUGGCGCAGAAGAUCACGUUGGACGACAGGCACCCCGUCGCAAUUGAUUUGGCGUUUGUAGUCCGCUGGCGACGACGACGACAAUUAGCAGAUGGCGAGAGCAACACGAUCAAUGUCACGACGAUGACGGUUGGACAGUACAUGGUGCUUGGGACAGAGCCCAGAGUUUUGGCAUCAGUGCUUCAUAGCUCGCAGGAGCAGGCAGGCUUGGUUCGGCUCGAUAUCACGAUUGAAAACCCAUCUAGCCAUUUCCUGACAUUCGGAUUGGUGAUGGAACCAAGCGAUGCGUUUGCUUUCUCUGGAUCGAAGCAGACGACGGUGCAUCUGCUCCCAAUGUCAAGACGCACCAAGACGUAUCGCCUGCUGCCGCUUGCACGAGGCGUCUACAUACGGCCGGGAUUGGUAGUGAGGGACAAGUAUUUCCAGAAGGUGUUGAGGGUUAUUCCAACGGAGGGGAUGAAGAUUGACAAGGACGGGCUGCUGGUAUGGGUUCCCCCAGCGCCAGAAGCAGAAGAGAAGGCGGAGGGAUAG
Trichoderma aggressivum f. europaeum is the source of this 3759-nucleotide messenger RNA. RefSeq lists its product as uncharacterized. The record is from RefSeq and is a predicted model, not a curated record. The transcript is spliced from 3 exons. Bases 1 to 3759 code for a protein of 1252 amino acids. NCBI's taxonomy places the organism in Eukaryota, Fungi, Ascomycota, Sordariomycetes, Hypocreales, Hypocreaceae.